This is a messenger RNA of Chenopodium quinoa (quinoa), 1518 nucleotides long. RefSeq names its product WD repeat domain-containing protein 83-like. The transcript has 8 exons. The coding region runs from base 155 to 1054 and encodes 299 amino acids. Gene Ontology annotation, molecular function: protein binding. The record is from RefSeq and is a predicted model, not a curated record. Gene Ontology annotation, biological process: mRNA splicing, via spliceosome. Gene Ontology annotation, cellular component: catalytic step 2 spliceosome. Lineage: Eukaryota; Viridiplantae; Streptophyta; Magnoliopsida; Caryophyllales; Amaranthaceae.
GCCCCACUAGUCCUCAAAUUUAUUUCCAUUUGCCAAGCGCCCGUAAAAGUAAUUAACGCUAAGACGACUCCGUAGGAGGGUAAUAUAAGAGUGGAAGAAAGUAGAAAGAAAGAAGCAAAAAGGCAGGAAACAUCGUAGGGAGGAGUGAAAGAGAAUGAGCGGGGAAGGGUUACCGACGAAGGAGGCAAACGUGCUGAAGGGACACGAAGGCGCAGUAUUAGCAGCCCGCUUUAACGCCGACGGUAAUUAUUGUCUGAGCUGCGGCAAAGACCGCACCAUUCGCCUUUGGAAUCCUCACCGUGGUAUUCACAUCAAGUCCUACAAAUCUCACGGCCGUGAAGUUCGCGAUGUCCACGUCACCCCGGACAACUCAAAGAUCGUCUCAUGUGGUGGUGACCGUCAAAUAUUUUACUGGGAUGUAUCUACUGGCCGGGUUAUACGCAAAUUCCGUGGACAUGAUAGUGAGGUAAAUGCGGUGAAGUUCAAUGAGUAUUCAUCUGUUGUUGUAUCAGCUGGGUAUGAUCGUUCCGUGCGUGCUUGGGAUUGUAGAUCUCAUAAUACUGAACCGAUUCAGAUUAUUGAUACUUUUCAAGACAGUGUUAUGUCAGUAUGCUUGACAAGUACUGAAAUUAUUGCUGGAAGCGUUGAUGGGACUGUCCGAACAUUUGAUAUUCGCAUUGGUAGGGAACUAUCUGAUAACUUAGGACAACCUGUCAACUGUAUUUCAUUGUCAAAUGAUGGUAACUGCACAUUGGCCAGUUGUCUAGAUUCUACUUUACGUCUUCUUGACAGGACUUCUGGGGAGCUACUUCAAGAAUACAAAGGCCAUGUGUGCAAGUCAUACAAAUUGGACUGCUGCCUGACCAAUAGUGAUGCUUAUGUGGCUGGUGGUUCGGAGGAUGGCUAUGUUUUCUUCUGGGAUUUGGUGGAUGCUUCUGUGGCGUCAAGAUUUCGUGCUCAUGCCUCAGUGGUUACAAGUGUAAGCUAUCAUCCGAAGGACGACUGUAUGAUAAGUGCCUCCGUUGAUGGAACCAUCCGUGUCUGGAAAACGUGAGAAAAAAGCAUGAGGACACUGACUCCUACCAUUGCUUGUCCCUUCGAUUUUAUCAGACAAGCUCAAUACUUACGUGUGCUGCUGCAAUCUAAUGCUAUUGUCCUUUCAACUUUGUCAACAUCUAUCCAAGUGAUGAACCAAUGAAGUCCAGUUCUACGGUGAUCACUAUUGUUGUCAUCUACUCCAACUCCCUCUCGGAUGCUUGGUGUUGAGUUUCGAUCUAGUACAGCAGUUUGUUUUGUACGAACUCUCAAUUGUUUUACCAGGUUAUGAUGAAGUGUAAGAAAUCAGCAUCGAUCCCCUAUAGCGGACUACUCGUCCCUUAGUCUCUAUUACUUUGUAAAUUGUAGAAAACACGAUAACUUGUGCACAAUGUUAAUCACACUCAAGAGUAGGGAAAAAGAAAUAUCAUAGGACUUUUUGGUCAAUAAACACGCAAAAAAGAAGACUUUCUUUUUUCUUUU